AUACUCUCUCUUCCCAUGGCUAUUUAUUUAUCUCAGAUUUCUUCCUUUGACUAUCUAUUUGUACCUCCCUACCUCUCUUGAAUUAUCACUUCCUUUCUCGUCUCUCCUCCCUCACUGAUGGUCUCUCUUUCGCUCUCUGUGUUGGUGUAGAACGGGUACAACCAGGCCAAGCUGAGUAUGCAUGACCGGGCUCUGAAGGUGUCAGCGGUGGUAGAAAGUCUGGAGAGAGAGAUGGAGCUUCUGCGUUUGACUGGGGUUGAGGACCAACUACAGGCCAAUGUCCGGACAAUCCUGGAGCUCCUCAGCAAUGCUGGAAUCAAGAUAUGGAUGCUUACUGGGGACAAGCUGGAGACAGCUACUUGUAUCGCUAAAAGCUCCCAUUUGGUGUCCAGAAGUGAAGAUUGGUCUCCAACGGUGGAGAGGCCCAUCUGGAGCUCAAUGCCUUCAGAAGGAAACACGACUGUGCUCUGGUCAUCUCUAGAGACCCCUUGGCGGUACUACAACACAACACACUUCUCUCAAGAUGGUACUGUAGAUGCAGCCAAAAAUAUUCUGGUGUCAAAACUAAAACCUGUUGAGUCCAAAACCACAAAAAGAGCAACAAAGCACAUCAUCAAUUAUGAUUUUAUAAGCAAAACAAACUCCAUUUUAUCACCAUUGAUCUGAAGAGAUGGUACAGUAAGUUAUAUGUGAAUGUGCUUGUGGGU
Messenger RNA from Salvelinus fontinalis (brook trout), 707 nucleotides. RefSeq names its product probable phospholipid-transporting ATPase IIB. The record is from RefSeq and is a predicted model, not a curated record. Gene Ontology annotation, molecular function: ATPase-coupled intramembrane lipid carrier activity. The transcript is spliced from 3 exons. The coding region runs from base 178 to 666 and encodes 162 amino acids. Gene Ontology annotation, biological process: endocytosis; phospholipid translocation; retrograde vesicle-mediated transport, Golgi to endoplasmic reticulum. Gene Ontology annotation, cellular component: trans-Golgi network; endosome; plasma membrane. NCBI's taxonomy places the organism in Eukaryota, Metazoa, Chordata, Actinopteri, Salmoniformes, Salmonidae.